Canis lupus familiaris (dog) is the source of this 2702-nucleotide messenger RNA. It is a transcript of the gene CCNE2, whose product is annotated as cyclin E2. The coding region runs from base 113 to 1327 and encodes 404 amino acids. Gene Ontology annotation, molecular function: cyclin-dependent protein serine/threonine kinase regulator activity. The transcript is spliced from 12 exons. Gene Ontology annotation, cellular component: cytoplasm; nucleus; cyclin E2-CDK2 complex. Gene Ontology annotation, biological process: G1/S transition of mitotic cell cycle; regulation of cyclin-dependent protein serine/threonine kinase activity. The record is from RefSeq and is a predicted model, not a curated record. NCBI's taxonomy places the organism in Eukaryota, Metazoa, Chordata, Mammalia, Carnivora, Canidae.
CGAGGCGCAUGCGCGCGGGCGGGCCCGGCCCGGCCUAUAUAUUGGUUGGCGCCGGCGCCAGCUGAGCGCGGAGCGGCGGCGGGUCCCGCGAGGCUUCACCCGAACGAGGAGGAUGUCCAGACGCAGUAGCCGUUUACAAGCCAAGCAGCAGCCACAGCCCAGCCAGACGGAUUCCCCCCAAGAAGCCCAGAUAAUCCAGGCUAAGAAGAGGAAAACCGCCCAGGAUGUCAAAAAAAGAAAAGAGGAGGCCGCCAGGAAACAGCAGUAUGAGAUUAGGAAUUGUUGGCCACCUGUAUUAUCCGGGGGGAUCAGUCCAUGUAUUAUCAUUGAAACACCCCACAAAGAAAUGGGAACAAGUGACUUCUCUAGAUUUACAAAUUACAGAUUUAAAAAUCUUUUUAUUAAUCCUUCACCUUUGCCUGAUUUAAGUUGGGGAUGUUCAAAGGAUGUUUGGCUAAACAUGCUAAAAAAAGAGAGCAGAUAUGUUCACGACAAACAUUUUGAAGUUCUGCAUUCUGACUUGGAGCCACAGAUGAGGUCAAUACUUCUAGACUGGCUUUUAGAGGUAUGUGAAGUAUACACACUUCAUAGAGAAACGUUUUACCUGGCACAAGACUUUUUUGAUAGAUUUAUGUUGACACAGAAGGAUAUAAAUAAAAAUAUGCUCCAACUCAUUGGAAUUACCUCAUUAUUCAUUGCUUCCAAACUUGAGGAAAUUUAUGCUCCUAAGCUCCAAGAGUUUGCUUAUGUCACUGAUGGUGCCUGCAGUGAAGAGGAUAUCUUAAGAAUGGAACUUAUUAUAUUAAAGGCUUUAAAAUGGGAACUCUGUCCUGUAACAGUCAUCUCCUGGCUAAAUCUCUUCCUCCAAGUUGAUGCUCUUAAAGAUGCUCCUAAAGUUCUUCUACCUCAGUAUUCUCAGGAAAAGUUCAUUCAAAUAGCUCAGCUUUUAGAUCUGUGUAUUCUGGCCGUUGACUCGCUGGAGUUCCAGUACAGAAUACUGGCUGCCGCUGCCCUGUGCCAUUUUACCUCUAUUGAGGUGGUUAAGAAAGCCUCAGGUUUGGAAUGGGACAACAUUUCUGAAUGUGUAGACUGGAUGGUGCCUUUUGUCAGUGUAAUAAAAAGUACUAGCCCUGUGAAGCUGAAGAUUUUUAAGAAGAUUUCUAUGGAAGAUAGACACAAUAUCCAGACACAUACAAAUUAUCUGUCUAUGCUGGAUGAAGUAAACUAUGUAAACACCUUCAGAAAGGGGGGACAGCUGUCACCCGUGUGCAGUGGAGGCAUUAUGACACCGCCGAAGAGCACUGAGAAACCACCAGGAAAACACUAAAGAAGUUAACUAAGCAAACAUGUUGGGAUUGACUGAGUAUUGGGUAGAAUUUCAUAGAACUUGAACUACUAAAGUUUUCAGGAAAGUAGUGCUGUGACUGUCCUAGCCAAUUUGAAAGUUUCACUGCCAUUCUUUGAUUUAAAAAAAAAAAAAAAAAAAAAAAACACUUAAAAUUGGCAUUAAGGAAGAAAUUCCUAGAUUAGCUGUUUAAGCAGCAGGACUUGUUUACAAAGAUGACUUCAUUCCCAAUGUGACUGGAUAGAAGCCAGCCACAAUUUAUGCCAUAACAAUUUUUCUUCUGAUCCAGUGUUACUAUGUUGUAUCUUGAUAAACUAAGAAUUUUAUCAUUGGAGUUUUAGAGUAGGUAAGGGCUACCUUAAAAGGGACAUUGAGUAAUACAAUACUUUGAAUCUAGUUUUUAGAUUCUCAAAAUUCAUAUUCUUGACUAGUGCAAUUUGGUUAUUGAAAAUAAAAUUUAAACUUGUUUACAAAGGUUUAGUUUUAUAAUAAGGUGACUAAUUUAUCUAUAGCUGCUGUAGCAAGCUAUUAUAAAACUUGAAUUUUUACAAAUGGUGAACUUUAAUCUGUUUUUUUAAACUGGUACAUUUGCCUUGCCAUAACAUUUUUUAACCAGUAAGGCUUAGAUGAACAUGGCAUUUAAACUGUGCUCUAAAAAGGGGGAAUACCAAAGAAAUUUUAAACAAGAUAAAUGUUGCAGCUCCUCUUUUGGGCUUUGACACAGAGGUUGCUUUAUAAUGACUUUGUACACCACAAUUCAAGAAGUACCCUUUCAACCUAUUUAUAUGAGAAAGUCACUUUAUUAACUCCAAGAUAUCCCCAAGGACUUUUUCUUAAUUUAGUGUGACUAAGACUAUUUAUGUUUGCAAAACCAUUAAGGUCCUUUUUAAAUUCCUACAUAAUGAGUUAAGGACAGUGUCAAAGUGAUAAUGCUUAACACUUGACAUAAAUUUCUAUUUUCGUAAGGCAGAAAAGUAGUACAUGUAUACUGACUCCUAGAUUAUUUAUUAAAAACAAAAAAACCUGACGUAAGAACUUGCUGUAUAUAGACUAGCUACUUCUACACAAAUACUUCAGUUUUUUUUAAAAUGAAAUUUGGCCUCAAGAGUGGGUCUAGUACAAGACAAAUUAUACUAGAUUGCUAGUUUAUUCUGUUACUGGACAUGUGAAUCUCUUCCUUUGAAGAAAUUAUAAAUCUAAGCCAUGGUUAUGGUAUGAAGUCUUCUGUAUAGUUGUUUUUACUGUUUCAGUAUUGUCUGAAAAGAAAACACCACUAAAUGUGUACAUAUGUAUUAUAUAAUCUAAUACUGUUUAUUUUUUAGCCCAUUGUUUAAAAAAUAAAAGUUAAAAAUUUUAA